Messenger RNA from Aedes albopictus (Asian tiger mosquito), 1898 nucleotides. RefSeq names its product spastin-like. Bases 660 to 1313 code for a protein of 217 amino acids. The record is from RefSeq and is a predicted model, not a curated record. The transcript is spliced from 2 exons. Lineage: Eukaryota; Metazoa; Arthropoda; Insecta; Diptera; Culicidae.
UGUUGUAAAUAACUCAGUCUGUCACCCUCGUUCACCUUCGCCAUCCGUCGUCGUCUUCGUCAUUUUCCGUAUUAGCUUCCAGACAGUCGGUCACGUCGGUUGUUGGUCCGAUUUUUCGGAUUUUCCGCUGUUGUAGAUUUAGCCAGUUACUCAAUUUUCGUUGUCUGUUCGGUCCGGUUCCGUCGUCAGAAUAUCCUGUGUUCUUGAGCCCUUUUGUUCUUAGUGAAAUCCUGUAGUGAAAAGAUUGGAAAGGAGUUUGGGAUUAGUUUUUUUUGUGUGUUUUGUCAUGCAAAUACGAGUAGAAAGUGAUUGUAGCAAGUUUUUUUCAUCAGAAGAAAAUGUGAACCUAGUUUAGAACAUUCGAAGGAUAAAAUUUUCAACCUCACCCCACCUCCAUUCCGCCUGCGUCUGCUGAGCGCGACGUCCCAACUCAAUGUGAUUUACAUCACAUUGGAUAGUACGUGCAUACAUGCCUAUUCGGAACUAUGAAUAACGAUUGUUAAUUCGCCAGCCUGGACCACAGUGACAUGCUUUUUUUCGCAAGUUACUAUCAACAACAAAGAAUGAAAUAUUGAAAAUUUUCGGUGAAGAAGCUUUGGAAACACGGAGGGAAGCAGCUGCGCGUUGCAUACGAGCGAGACCCAACUGUCCACUGACUGAUGGUUCGCAAUAAAUAUUCCGUGAGUAAUGCUGGCAAGUCGCCGAGUAAAAAGUCGCGUACCAAUAGUAAGCAGCAUGACGCUGGCAGUGACCAAGAAGGUGGAGAAGGUAGUUCCGGUGCGACAUUGAUCGACGGAGGAAGUGCAUCGAACGGAGUAGCCCAGCGAUGUGAUUCAGUGCAUAAACAAAAUCUUUACAUUAUUUCGUUCCCCGUUAUUUUUGUGUUUAACGUUUUGCGUUCCUUGCUGUAUCAGUUAUUCAUCAUUUUCCGGUACAUUUAUAAUUUCACAACAAGAGUAGUUUACAAACCGGUGCGAAAAGAGUGUGGGCUAGAAAUUGUCAUCAACGAUCAGCAGCAGCCAAAAGCACAGAUUCAGCCUAAUCUGGAUCAGCAGCAACAGUUGUCUUACGACCAGCAGCAAGCCCUUCCUCUACAGUAUUCCAGUAGUGGAGUUUUAAUCAACGGGGAAGGCCGUGAAAUGUCGGUGCAACGUUCAGCUAGCGGAAGUCAGGUCGGCCCCGGAGAUCCGCUGCUGGCUAAGCAAAAACACCAUCACCGCAGAGCUUUCGAGUAUAUUUCUAAAGCAUUGAAGAUUGAUGAGGAAAAUGAAGGUGAGUACUCUAUAGUGAUAUCAUAUUAUUACGACCAAUAGGCAAAAGAGCAGACCAUUUUUAAUUCAAGUACGCAUAUCGUGAGGGAGGAUUCGUGAGCAUACACGAUAAACUACCAAAUCGGUAAAAUAUGCUGUUAUUAAAUCGCAUUCUCCCCAAACCCAUAUAUGGAAACUUGUCAUCUAGAUGACUGGUAUAGUGUAGACGACUGCAGAUAGUUGCUAUUGUUGUCGUUUGCCUCUCUAAUCUGAAUUGUGGAUUACUGAAAAAAGCGAAUGCAUAUUUCAGUUAUUUUACAAAUUUUAUUAUUGAAAUGGUUUAUUCAUUAAUUAUUAAUUAGGAUCAAUGAAUGCAUAUUUUUCUGUGGCUUUCUUUUCAUUUUAAUGAUGGUUGUUCUCUAUUCAUUAAUGAGCUUUUGAAUUAUUGGCACACCGUGAUUUCUGGUAAAAUAUGAUUGCUUUUUGUAUUUUUAUGUCUGCUUUUUUUGUAGUAUUCGAUAUUACUUUAGAACUAGUUCGACAAUAGAUUGUAUCAGUCAACGAGGUUGAAAAUUUUUCAGCAAAUAAGGCCGUUACAAAUAUUUAUUUCACUUUUUGUCCCAUCAUUCUUUGGCUGGUCCAGGGGGG